ACGGAUUUUCUGCAUGCAUCAUCCCCCCUCCGCCCACCCCACAGCACGCAUCUUCUGCAGCGUCCUAACCUGCUCUGCUGCUCAUUCCUCACUGCAGCUCAGCACAGCUCAGUCCAGCUGGUUCAGUUCAGGUGGUGCUGAUGGUUCAGGAGGCAUUCAGCGCCUGUAAGGAAAUGUGAGGAAUGCGUCGCUUGGAAUAAGUAGAUGGUCACUAAAGUCUGGCAGGAUUCAUGGAGACAACAGAAGAGCGCGUCUGUUACAAAGUUGGACAAGGGGAAAUCUGGGAAGGUCCCAGGAAAAGAUGCCAAUCUGGAGGAGAAAUACUUCUGUUGAGAAGGAACGCCGUGUCAAAGCCAACGCACGGGAAUACAAUGAGAAGUUCGCAUAUGCGAACAAUCACAUUAAGACCUCAAAGUACAAUAUCUUCACCUUCCUGCCCAUCAACUUGUUUGAGCAGUUCCAGAGGGUGGCCAAUGCUUAUUUUGUGGUGCUGCUCAUACUUCAGUUGAUUCCAGAAAUCUCGUCCCUGUCCUGGUUCACCACCAUUGUGCCUUUGGUUUUGGUGCUGGUGAUCACCGCAGUCAAAGAUGCCACGGAUGACUAUUUUCGACAUAAGAGUGACCAGAAAGUGAACAACCGUCAGUCUCAGGUUCUCAUCAGAGGAAGUUUACAGAGGGAGAAAUGGAUGAAUGUGCGAGUGGGCGACAUCAUCAAACUGGAAAACAACCAGUUUGUUGCUGCAGACAUCCUCCUCCUGUGUAGCAGCGAGCCAUAUGGCCUGUGCUAUAUCGAGACUGCAGAGCUGGAUGGUGAAACUAAUCUGAAAGUCCGUCAGGCUUUGAGCGUGACCUCAGAUUUGGGAAAUGUUUCAACACUAACGGAGUUUGAUGGAGAAGUCAUUUGUGAACCACCGAACAACAAACUGGAUAAAUUCACAGGAACGUUGUACUGGAGAAAUAAUAAAUACUCUUUGGAUAAUGAAAAGAUGCUUUUAAGAGGUUGCGUUCUGAGAAACACGGAGUGGUGCUUUGGAAUGGUCAUCUUUGCUGGACUACAAACCAAGCUAAUGCAGAAUUCUGGAAAGACUAAAUUCAAAAGGACCAGCAUUGAUAAACUAAUGAACACGCUAGUAUUAUGGAUUUUUGCCUUCCUCAUCUGUAUGGGAGUGAUUCUGGCAAUCGGAAACACCAUUUGGGAGACUUAUAUCGGCAGAGGGUUCCAGGUGUUCUUACCAUCAGAGGAGUUUCAGAGCAGUGCCGUUUUUUCUGGCUUCCUCACCUUCUGGUCCUACAUCAUCAUCCUCAACACUGUUGUGCCUAUCUCACUGUAUGUCAGUGUGGAGGUCCUGCGACUUGGUCACAGUUUCUUCAUUAACUGGGACCAGAAGAUGUACUUCACGCAGACCGAUUCCCCGGCUGAGGCUCGCACCACCACUCUGAACGAAGAGCUCGGUCAGGUGGAGUUCAUCUUCUCCGAUAAGACCGGCACGCUCACACAGAACAUCAUGGUAUUCAGCAAGUGCUCCAUUAACGGACGGACGUACGGUGAUGUUUACAAUGAAUUCAAUGAGAAGGUGGAAAUUACAGAGAAAACAGCGUGCGUGGACUUCUCUUUCAACCCCCUCUUGGACGGAGGGUUUAAGUUUUACGACAGCAGCCUGGUUGAAGCUGUUAAACGGGAGGAAUCUUCAGUGCAGGAGUUCUUCAGGCUGCUGGCUCUGUGCCACACCGUCAUGUCCGAGGAGAAGAGUGAAGGGAAUCUGGUGUACCAGGCCCAGUCACCUGAUGAGGGAGCGUUGGUAACGGCAGCACGAAACUUUGGGUUUGUCUUCCGGGCUCGAACGCCAGAAACCAUCACAUUAUGUGAGAUGGGAAGAGCCGCCACCUAUGAGCUGCUGGCCAUACUGGACUUCAACAACGUGCGCAAGAGAAUGAGUGUCAUUGUAAGAAAUCCCAAAGGUCAGAUUAAACUGUACUGCAAGGGAGCCGACACCAUCAUCUUUGACCGUCUGGAUCCGUCCAGUGAAGAGCUGAUGUACGCUACCUCAGAACACCUCAGCGAAUUUGCAGGAGAAGGGCUUCGGACGCUAGCUCUCGCAUACAAAGAUCUCAGUGAAGACUAUUAUGAAGCGUGGAAGAAGAAGCUGCACCAUGUGAGCACCGUGAUUGAGAACCGGGAAGAGCAGCUGGCUGUCCUCUACGAGGAAAUUGAGCGGGACAUGAAGCUUCUUGGAGCCACGGCAAUAGAGGAUAAACUUCAAGAUGGAGUGCCUGAGACAAUCGCCUGCCUGAAUCUAGCUGACAUCAAGAUUUGGGUCCUAACAGGAGACAAACUAGAGACGGCGAUGAACAUCGGCUAUUCCUGCAACAUGCUGCGAGACGACAUGAAUGAGGUGUUUGUUAUCUCUGGACUCACACAGCUGGAGGUGCAGCAGCAGCUCAGGAAUGCUAAGGAGCGUGUCAUCGGUCUGAGCCGGCUGAGCAGCACAGGAGGCGCUGAGAAGGACGACAUGUUUUUAGAAGAUUCAGUUUUUGAAGAAGCCAUCAUUGCAGAGUAUGCCUUAAUUAUCAAUGGCCACAGCUUGGCUCACGCUCUGGAGCCCCAGCUGGAGCAGACGUUGCUGGAUUUGGCCUGUUUGUGUAAAACGGUCAUUUGCUGUCGGGUCACGCCGAUGCAGAAAGCUCAGGUGGUGGAGCUGGUGAGGAGGCACAAGAGGGCCGUCACGCUGGCUGUAGGAGACGGCGCCAACGACGUCAGCAUGAUCAAAACCGCCCACAUUGGUGUAGGCAUCAGCGGACAGGAGGGGAUGCAGGCCGCUCUGGCCUCAGAUUACUCCUUCGCUCAGUUUCGAUUCCUGCAGAGGCUCCUGUUGGUCCACGGCCGCUGGUCCUACUUCCGAAUGUGUAAUUUCUUGGCCUACUUCUUCUACAAGAACUUUGCCUUUACCCUGGUUCACUUCUGGUAUGGUUUCUUCUGUGGUUUCUCAGCACAGACUGUGUACGACCAGUGGUUCAUUACACUCUUCAAUAUUGUCUAUACAUCUCUACCGGUGCUGGCAAUUGGACUUUUUGAUCAGGACGUCAGUGACCAGAACAGCCUCCGCUACCCGAGUCUGUACAAACCGGGCCAGCAGAACCUCCUCUUCAACAAACGGCAGUUUUUCCUUUGCACCCUGCAGGGGAUGGUGACGUCGUUCCUGCUUUUCUUUAUUCCCUACGGAGCCUUCUCCAUCAUGGUGAAGGAAGGCGGCGCGGACUUCUCCGACCAACAGACUUUUGCCGUCACCAUUGCAGCAUCGUUAGUCAUCAUCGUGAGCGUUCAGAUUGGACUGGAUACCCACUACUGGACGGCAGUCAACCAUCUGUUUGUGUGGGGGAGCCUGGUUGUGUAUUUCGCUGUACUAUUUGCAAUGCAGAGCGACGGCUUGUUUGGCAUUUUCCCAAAUAAUUUCCCGUUUAUUGGCACGGCUCGUAACUGUCUUUGGGAGAAGAGCGUGUGGUUGGUCGUCCUGCUCACCACUGUGGUCUGUAUUUUGCCCGGUUUAGUCGUCAGCUUUGUAAGAGUGGACCUCUUCCCAACGCUAACAGACAAGGUUCGUCAUUUGCAGCAGUCCAGGAAGAGGCACAGACCUCAGGAGCAGAGCCUAAGGCGAGUCCGCAGAACCAGCUCCCGCCGCUCUGCCUAUGCCUUCUCCCACCAGCAGGGCUACGGAGAGCUGAUCACCUCAGGCAAAAACAUGAGAAUGAGCGAAAUAUCUUCCACUCACUCCCUGGAGAGAACAGCACAAAGUUCCAGCUGGAUAGAAAACAUCCUUAAGCGGAAGAACGAAGUCUCGUGCAUCUCGGCUGAAGCACCAGAGAACCAUAAAGACUCAAAGGCAUCAGCAAAUAGACUGCAGUAACACAGGAAGUGCCUCAACAAAAUAUUCAUACCCAAUUGUCUUUACACAUUUUUUAUUCUGCAAAGUCGUACAUUAAUGCAUUUGACAGUUUCCUUUGAGAUUGUUUUAUGGAUUUAAAUCUGAAACCAAAAUUUCUGUCCAGCCCCUAUGGUCAAAACUUUAUACAAUUGCUUUUUAUAUUUCACUCAUAUAUGAUUUACAACAUUUGUGCAUCUGUGCACCUUCCUUCUUUUGCAAAAAAAAAUCAGCUCAAUCACAAUGGAUUAAAAGCAUAUGUGCUGACCCCACAGAACAAUGCUGCCACCACUAUGCUUCACCUUGGGGAUGGUGUGUUUUGGGUAAUGUUAUUGGAAGGUUUUUUAAUAUUGUCAGGGUUUGGUUGAGGUUUUGAGGACCCAAAUGCAGAGGUGAGGAGGCAGAGGUGACUUGUAGUUUUAAUGUAGUACUCACAAGCAA
Molecule: messenger RNA, 4357 nt
Organism: Cyprinodon tularosa
Lineage: Eukaryota; Metazoa; Chordata; Actinopteri; Cyprinodontiformes; Cyprinodontidae
Gene: atp8b4
Product: ATPase phospholipid transporting 8B4
Exons: 28
Coding region: 302-3901 (1199 amino acids)
Biological process (GO): phospholipid translocation; Golgi organization
Cellular component (GO): plasma membrane
Molecular function (GO): ATP hydrolysis activity; magnesium ion binding; ATP binding
Source: RefSeq, a predicted model, not a curated record